AUGGCUCGCGUUGUCAGGAGGGCCGCCUCGGCUUCGGUCAGGCGGGCCCCCAGUCGCGCUAUUCAGCGGAGAGCUCGAAAACAUAAAGUGAUCAUGGAGUCGGUUACGCAAGAGAAGAAGAAGCUUCAGAGUGUGAUCUGCUUCGAGGCACGCGCUCCAACCGGUUACACCUUCAUCCCGGCUGGCAAUCCGCAUCUCACUACAGCUUGCAAAGAAAGAUGCCGAAAGGAAGGAUCACAGAUCUAUGCGGUCUCGACCACCCCGCAUACCACCACCCAUAACCUAUCCCUCCACGUUCAUCGCAUAGGUUAUCAUUUUCCGAGUACCGUGGUUGCAGCGGUCUGUUCGGAGUUGGGACUCUACCUCACCAGUACUGGCAAGGCGGUGCCUUUCCAUACUAUGAGCUCUAGAGAGACUCGUCCGACACCUGAUGCCAACAAAGACCAACUGACUAUCAACACGGAGGCAAGGGAUGCAAUCACAGAUCUCUUCCCUAAUAUUCCACUGAAUGAUCUACAUCAGAUCAUUAAAACUGCAUUUCAAAAGGGUCAGCGAAAAGUGGGCACCGCUUCCGAGUUGCCACUGGCUCGUCGUGCACAGCUUGCCGUAGUGGCUCAUAUCCGCCAUCUCUACACCGAUUACGACAAGCUUUUGAAAUCGGGCUCAUUCCACGAGGCGAGAUCUACCGUGGAACAGCCAACUCUAGCCAAGCUCGUGGCCUGGCGUGGUGAUGACGAGAAUGGCCAAAAGGCCCUGGAAGAUGUGUUCCGGGAGGUCAUCGUCAUAUCCGAUGACGAUGAUGACAGUGAAACCGAGGAGGAAGUCCUCGCCUCAAGAGAUAACCUAGAUCAAAGCGUGGAAAUCCUUUCCAGUCAUGCCAGGGUCCAUGACAUUCAAACUCAACCCGUUAGCUUUGUGAACACCUCAACCCUGGACCCCUUGCGCGAGUUGUCCGAAGAAGCACCGCCUGGUUUCCGAUUUGUGCAUAGCGUGCCCAAGAAGACCGUCGAUCGUCGAGGAUUUAGCAGAUACCAGGCGUGGAACCGCGCUAUGACCAAAUACGGGACUAAUGGCACCGCACAUGGCACUGAACAGGCCCACCUGAACGGUGGCACGGCCGAACAGCAAAGCCCACGCCACGGAAAACGUCCCCUGGCCCCUGCUCGUGAACUUGCAGACUCUCCCAGGCGCCGUGAGAUUCUUCCCCCGCCGUUAGAAGUUGCCCCUAGGGUCAUUUCAGGCCCCAGUCGUUUUGAAAACACUGUGCACCGUACGGCCGCUGCUCCAGAACGCCCAGCAGGGAACGGCCAUGUAGGUAUCCAUGACAGACGCGGGCCUUUGGAGGGUCAACGAACUGUGUCCCAGCAACAUGGGACCAAUGGACGACCAGUACUAACCACACAGAAUUCAUCUGAAGUUCACCUUUUGGAUAGAAGUCCUCGAUCCGUUGGGAAUGCUCCGUACCCUCCAUCUCCAGGCAAAGCCCACUUGAAUUCCAAUGCUCGUACCGAGCGGAUCCCCACCAAUAAAAGCGCAAACUCGCCAGUUUUCGUUAACGCGCACAAGGAACUGCAUUCGAUUAGCCAGAAUCAGUUUGGCGCCCGGGCCGAGGCUCCAAUCCCUCAUGCGGCCAGGCCAGGUGCUACCCAGGAUUACGUACUACCCUCAAUCGAAGCACUGGACAAGCGAAAGAUGGAACUCCGUCUUGAGAACAUGACAAAACGGAUGAGUCUUCGUUCCGUAACACCCAAGCAACCGGGAGAGCAGUCUCAGCCUGGCAGUCCAGAUGACCCAAACUCCAAGAGACGACGACUGGCUUACCACGUACCCCCGCCCCUAUCCCAGGAAUCACGCCCCGAUCCUUGGAACGCAAGGCCCAUUGCUAUGCCGGUUUCCGUUUCCGAGGGGUUGGCUUCAAGGGGUCAAUACCGCCGCGAUGAUCUCGGUCCCGAGUAUCGCGUAAUGGACGGGAAUAUUGUUCGUCGGGAAUACCUCGCUCCCGCAGAUCCAUACAAGAGAGAGAGACAGGUUCAGGCUCCCCAGGAUGCUAGACCAGCAAUGGAUCGGAUUCGUUUCGCCGAUAUGCACUCACAAGCCACAGCCGGCCUCGGCGCUUCUUCUCGCCCUGCUUACUAUGGUGAUCGUAGCCCUCACACCCGACCUGCAGUGACUGAUCCUCCUCGUGCCUCGAAAGAUAGUGAUCAUCCUCAUGCCUAUCCUCAAGUCCCCGGUGCUCCCUUGGAUGGGAAACUGUACGCUGACGGCUUUGUCCGCCACGUUGAUUUCCGCGAAGUUCGUCCGGUCGAGUACUUCGUCCCACGCCCAAGAGCGCAGCAACCGCGCGCCGGAGAUCCCAUCGGCCAAGGCCAAGGCCAGUCCUUCAGAGCUAGGAUUCCUGAGCACUUCAUCCCCAAGGAUCUUUCUCAGUCUCACUCCUUGCCCCAGCCUCCACCGGAGCAGCAGCACCUACUUCCAGCUUCCCGAGCUACUCACAGUUCUCACGUUCAGACUCUUCCUCAUGCGGAGGCUAUGCCUAUGCCUGGAAAUCGCCAGCCCCGAGGACAACCUCUCGUAGGCGCUCGUGAGAGACGUCCUGGGAGCGGGCCCGGCCCGAAGCGACGCGUCCACGACCCCCGUGCUUUCCAAAUGGCCGAACAAAGUCGGCCCAUCUACGUUCAAAGAGUGGAGUCGCAGACACCACAACCCAUGCCUGAGGGCAGCAGACACGUUGUUAUUGUUGAUUGA
This is a messenger RNA of Penicillium waksmanii, 2745 nucleotides long. Its product is annotated as DUF2293 domain-containing protein. The transcript is spliced from 6 exons. The record is from RefSeq and is a predicted model, not a curated record. Bases 1 to 2745 code for a protein of 914 amino acids. NCBI's taxonomy places the organism in Eukaryota, Fungi, Ascomycota, Eurotiomycetes, Eurotiales, Aspergillaceae.